Molecule: messenger RNA, 976 nt
Organism: Sciurus carolinensis (gray squirrel)
Lineage: Eukaryota; Metazoa; Chordata; Mammalia; Rodentia; Sciuridae
Gene: Plp2
Product: proteolipid protein 2
Exons: 5
Coding region: 133-591 (152 amino acids)
Cellular component (GO): membrane
Source: RefSeq, a predicted model, not a curated record
ACUCCUCCUUCGCCCCGGGGGCCUCCUUCCCGGCCAGACGGCGGGCACGACGGCUGAGUGUGCAGCGUCCUCGAGCCCGCGAGCCAGCGAGCCAGCAGAUCCUCUGCGCCCGCAGGGACUCCAGCCCACGCCAUGGCGGAUUCCGAGCGUCUCUCGGCCCCCGGCUGCUGGGCCGCCUGCACCAGCUACUCGCGCACCCGCAAGGGAAUUCUCCUGUUUGCCGAGAUUAUAUUGUGCCUGGUGAUUCUGAUUUGCUUCAGUGCCUCCACAUCAUGGUUCUCCUCUCUGUCUGUGAUUGAGAUGAUCCUUGCCGCUGUCUACUUUGUCAUCUACAUGUGUGGCCUGCACACCAAGGCAUCAUUCAUCAACUGGCCCUGGAGUGAUUUCUUCCGAACUCUCAUAGCAUCGAUCCUCUACCUGAUCACCUCCAUUUUUGUCCUUGUUGAAGGCAGAAGCAACUCCAAAAUCACUGCAGGGGUACUGGGACUGAUAGCUACGUGCCUCUUUGGCUAUGAUGCCUACUUCACCUUCCCUCUUCGGCAACAAAGACAUACAGCAACCCCCACUGACCCUACAGAUGGCCCGGUGUAGGUGAACUCCCUCAUUUUUCUCUGCAAUUUGAAAAUAACUCCUCUUGGGAAACACUUCUUCCCACUCCCACAACACUCCCAGCCAACCAACUUCUAGCCCCCUGUUGAGGUAACAGUGCCUUUUCUGGAAGAAUUUUUUCUUCCAGACUGCCAAUCAAUCCUCCUGGGUAUGGUCACCUUUAUGGUAUGCCUAGGUCCCCUUCCCUUUUGCAGUAUUCAGUUUUGCCUGGACCAUACUCCCACCUAAACCACAAAAUAAGGGAAGUGGGUGCCUAGGAUUUCAGAGUGUACACUCCACCUGCUGACCCACUCCAAAUAACCUCCUCAUUGUGUGUGGGGGCGGUUCUGUGGGGAGAGAAAUAAAUAAUAAACAUUGUUAAAAUCUA